AAGAGUUUUUAUUUUUUAAAAAGAAAAAUAAAAUUUUAUUUUUAAUUUUAAUUUUAAUUUCUAAAUUAAUUUUAUAAAGAUCUUCUUAAUUUUUUAAUUUUUUGGAAUUUUAAAGAUCUUAUUAAGUUUUUAGAGAAUUUUUUAUAUUUAAUAUGUACCAAAUAAAAGUAAACAUGUUAGUAAGAACAUUGAAAGUGCUAGUAGCCCAGUGGUAAAAUACCUUGCCAUUUGACCAAUCAACCUGGGUUUGAAUCCAGAGGUCUGCAUGUAAAACGACGUCGUUUCAUCUUAUUUGAAAAAUGAAAGUUUGGUGUUUUUUGGUCAGUCCAAAAGUUCAUGGUUUUUUUGGCAAUUCGUGCAAAGUUGAGGUUUUUUUUUGCCGAAUUCUCAUAAUUCUAAGCAGCACACAGUUAAUCUUAUAUAAUCAUCAACAAAAAUAUUUAUAGAGCAUACUGAUUAUAUUUAUUUUAUCAUAUUUGUCUCCUCUUAUUUUUGUUAAAUAAAAAUAUAUCAUUUAUGUAAUAAAGGUAUAUUUUGUAUAUAUGUUAUGAUUCAAAUUUUGUAAGUAAAUACAAAUGAUGAAAAACACUGCAAUGCGUGACUUAACUGAUGAUUAAAUUUAUCUUUUAUUAUUUUCGUUAAGUUUUAUGCUAAAUAUUGGAUAUAUAUCCGAAUAAAUAAUUUACUUUUAUCAAAGUUAAAAUUUUAUAAGUUAGACAAUAUUCAUAUUGCUCUGCUAAAAAUGGAUCAUCUAAGUUUGACAAUAAAAAUAUCAAAAAUGAAUAUCAAUCAUUUCAAGAUAAAUAUUUAAAAAUAAGUUUUUUGUUUUAUAGAACAUAAACAUUAAGAAUGAUUUCAAUCUCAUUUGAAAAAGGGUCAUACUCAUAUGAUGAGAUGAAUUCAUUAAUAGUUAUUAUUAUAUAAUAAGUUAAUUAUAAAAUAUUUAAAAUAAAAUAUACACUAUUCAAUAUGUAAAUAAAUGUUAUAACCAGUUAAAUGUACAUCAAAUUUAUAUAUAUUUAAUGAGUGUUUUUCUAACAUUAAAUUAUCAUAAAAUAUUUUUUUUAAAUUAUGUUAUGUGCUACUGGAUCGAGGUCUAAUAUUUUUCAUUAAAUACACAGAUUAAUAUUUCAAUAAAUAAUAAUCUCGUUAGUAGAAUAAUACUUCUUCCAUAUAUAAAUAAUUGAUGUUUUAGUUUUUCUCUUUGUUUACAAAAGAAAAGAUUGAUGUUCUGUCUACAAUCUAUUUUGUUUUUUAAUUUAAAAAAAAAAGAAUCUAAAAACAUUGAGAGGUAGCCUUUAUUGGAAAUAGAUAAAACUAAUAAAUAAAAAUAUGUAUUUUUUUUUUACAUGCAAAUUUUAAAACAUCAAUCUCUUAAAUCUAGAGGGAGUAGUCACUCAUCUAGUUGUUAUUAAAAAAAAAAAAAAAAAAAUCUAGGUGUUAUUAGUAGUACUCCUUGUUCAAAAACUCGGCCGCGUAACCGAUUUUGCGGCCGGUUAAACGCUAUACGUAUGGUGAGCGCGGCGAUUAAGAUCGAUUCGGUUGGUGUUGAACAGUAACACGAGUAAUUCUGGCUUGGAGCGUAGAAUUAGAGAACGCGGGCGUCGAAUUGACAAAACCUCGUUUUGUCCAAAUCAUGAAACAUUAGAAAAAAAACUCAGAUUUUGUUAAUAUUGUAUUGGAAACACAAGAAUAGUAUGUGUUUUAUUAUGUAAGUGCUAAAUCUAAGGGAUUACGUGAUGAAAUCAUCGAAAGCUCGAGUAAAAACAAUGGCGGCCGCAUACUGAAAAAAAAAAUAGGUCUGGGAAGAAGACGAGUACAAAAUACAACUUCAUCCCUAUUAAAAUAAAUGAGUAAUAAAAUAAUACAGUGUAAGACACGAGAGUCGAACUGUGCUCUACGUUAAGUGUACUGUGCAGAGUUACCACUUCACCUGUGAAGAAUCAUCGUGUAUGCUAGAAACUGUAUAUAUAUAAUUACAUUUGUAAAUUUUUAAUCCACCUUAAAGUGUGUCGACCUUCCCUUGCUUAGUUACAAUGAGGCAAUAACCACUUUAGUAACGUAAAUUCAUUAAAUAUGUAUGAAACCAUAAAUAUAUAGCAACUACAAUUUAAAAUGUUAACUUCUAGUUAUAAUAUGUGGUAUUAUACGUAUAAAGUACACAAAAUUCCUCCCCGCGUACUCCCCGAUUUUUUUUCGCUUUUUCAAUAAAUCGCUAGGCCCUAGUGCGCCGCACGCGUAGCGCCUAGCGAGUUUUCGAACAAGGGUAGUACUAUUACCAAAGGAACGAAAAAAGGAAAUUUAGAAAUUUGAAUUCCACGUGGCAGUUCUAACGUUCGAGUAAAAAUUGAAACAGCUGGAUUAUCAGUGCUUUGCACCCAGACCUAACUGAAAAAAGGAAAUAGAGAAAUCAAACAUUACACGUGUCAAAUAUAACGGCUGGAUUGAUCACCGCACGGUCCGAACCUAAGGUUCAGCUUUGCGCCUGACAUCCCCGAACCUAAUUGAAAAAAGUAAAUAGAGAAACUUGAGAUGCAAGUAGUAGGAUUAUAAAUACAAAUCACACAGGACACAACUACACAAUUAGUCUUUGUUCGUUUGAUUACCAAAGUCUGAGAAAUCUAAAGAGAGUGAUAACGAAGGAAAGAAAGAUGAAGAGAUCUAUGUCUGAUUCUAAAGAAAGCAGUCGAUAUGGUCGAUGUGACGACGACGACAACAGCUGCGACUCCGACUGUCCUCACAAGAAGCCUAAAACAGAGGACGAUGCUGUUUCCUCGACCAAGAAGAGCCCUUUUAGAGAAAGAGACUUCUGGGUGUUGACUAGUUUUCUUGGAAAAGGCUCAUAUGGCUCUGUUCACUUAGCCGUGAGAACGACCGAGGGAGAAGAAGAAUCACUUCCUAAAGAGAUGGCAAUCAAAACGACCGAGUUCUCACAGGCUUCACGGCUCAAGAACGAGGCUGAGUUCUUAAACCGUCUCGAAGAUAACCCAUACAUCGUCUCCUACUAUGGCAACGUGACCACACAUGACAAGAAAACCAAGAAGAUGGUGUACAACACCAUUCUCGAGUACUGUCACGGUCAAUGCCUCGCGAAACACAUCAAACUCCACAAAGGAAUAGGGUUGGCGGAAGACAAUGUGAAGAUGUUCGCUAUGAGUAUCCUGAUUGGUCUGAAGCAUAUCCAUGAAAAGAAGAUAAUCCACUGCGACAUCAAACCGAAGAACAUUUUACUCGCCGCUGAGAAGACAGGGGAGCAUCACGGGUUUGUGGCUAAGAUCUCUGGUUUUGGGAAAGCCAUGGAGAAAGGGUCGAGUGAGUACGGUGAUGGAUGGGGUCACGUGAGAGGCACAACACGGUUUAUGUCCCCCGAGCUUAUAGGGGACAAAGUUCUGGACUAUGGUGCGGAUGUUUGGGCCUUUGGGUGCACGGUUCUUGAGAUGUUGACAGGGGAACGUGUUUGGGCAGAGCAUGGUGCGUUGUGUUGUUGGGAAGAAUGGAUUACUCUCAUUGGUGAAAGCGAUUUGGUUCCAUAUGUUCCUGAUUCUUUGUCUGAAGAAGCAAAGGACUUUCUGUCAAAGUGUUUUAAGAAAGAUCCUUCCCGAAGGUGGACUGUUGACAGCUUGAUGAACCAUCCUUUUGUUAGGUGGAAUAACGAAUACCCUGAAGAGGAGGAGGAAAAAGAAGAAAUAUUUGAAGAAGAAGAGGAAGAGGAAGAGGAAGAAAACGAAAUAUUUGAAGAAGAAGAAGAAGAGGAAGAGGAAGAGGAAGAAGAAGAAAUAUUUGAAGAAGAAGAGGAAGAAGAAAACGAAAUAUUUGAAGAAGAAGCGAUUGAAAUAGAUGAAGAAUACCCUGAAGAGGAGUCGGAAGAAGAAGAUCAAAAAUAGGUGUCCAUGUCAAUUAAUCUUGUUUCAUUAUUUGUAUUAAUGCUGCAAAAAUAAUGGUUAUUGUAAGAAGCAUAAAUGUUUCACUUGCAGUGAAUUAAUUGAUUUUCUCGAAA
This is a messenger RNA of Brassica rapa (field mustard), 3997 nucleotides long. Its product is annotated as mitogen-activated protein kinase kinase kinase 18. The record is from RefSeq and is a predicted model, not a curated record. Gene Ontology annotation, biological process: protein phosphorylation; signal transduction. Gene Ontology annotation, molecular function: protein kinase activity; ATP binding. Lineage: Eukaryota; Viridiplantae; Streptophyta; Magnoliopsida; Brassicales; Brassicaceae.